Molecule: messenger RNA, 1404 nt
Organism: Metarhizium robertsii ARSEF 23
Lineage: Eukaryota; Fungi; Ascomycota; Sordariomycetes; Hypocreales; Clavicipitaceae
Product: transcriptional regulatory protein GAL4
Exons: 4
Coding region: 1-1404 (467 amino acids)
Biological process (GO): DNA-templated transcription
Molecular function (GO): DNA binding; zinc ion binding
Source: RefSeq, a predicted model, not a curated record
AUGGACACCGAAUACAAGCGGAAACGGGUUGCCAAAGCCUGCCAGAGAUGCAGGUCCAUGAAGUCCAAGCGACCUCGCUUGCGGGCUGGAACAAGCGACCGCUUCAGCCCUGGUGUUUCCGAGGGUCUGCCAGACUUGCACGAUGCGAUACACCAGCAAGAAAGACUGCUCGACCAUGUCAUUUCCCUGCUUCCGUCUGGCCCGGAACAAGAGGCAGUCCUUUUAAAGAGCUCAAGGAUCAAAUCGCAGCUUGACAAUGUCAUCUCCAGCACAAGACCAGAAGUCACACCGCGCGCAGUGGCUAGCGACGCUUGUGGUAAAUCGCCAUCUAGCUACGCCGAUCGAUCUCCAGGCUAUUUGGGCGAGGUCAGCGACAUUCGCUUUGUCAACCUUGUCAAACAGUUUCUCCAAAACCAAGACGGGAGCACAAGGACACAAGAAGAUUUCGAGAGCUAUGACCAAGGCGAGAGUCUGGUGUCCCCUGACAAGGCUGCUUGUAAGACCAUCUUGUUGCCUGUCUUGGAGGAGGCUCAACAAUACAUAACCGCGUACUUUACAACGAUUCACAUCGCCUAUCCUUUCAUUCCUGAAUCACGAUUCAUGCAAGAUUAUAAGGCACUCAGAGACCAAGACAGCCCCCAGGCUCAGAAUGGUAGGAGCAACGUCAGGACCGCUCUAUUAUAUACUAUAUGCGCUAUUGGAGCUUACUAUAGAACAUUACCCGGUAAAGACGAAACUGAUGAUGGGCUACACGAGAAGUAUUUCCUGUGCGCCUUGACCUUGGCGCCAACUACCAACCUAGAACGUUCGCUUGGGCAGGUCUCUCUCCUUUUAGCGCGAUGUUUUUAUCUCCUGGUUGUGUGCAAAACAGAGAGCUGCUGGACAAUACUCGGACAAGCCGUUCGCGUAGCUCAAAGUAUUGGACUGCACGUAGAAAACGAUGAUAUAGACCAUACAAAACUCAAUCAUUCACUAGAGAUUGAAGAGCGACGCCGUGUCUGGUAUUCCAUCUAUGUAUUGGAUAGACUUCUCUCACUUCAGCUCGGGCGACCUCCCGCGAUUCACGAUGAUGACUUUAAUGUCCCAUUACCAGCACGAGCUAGUGACGCCGAGAUUGAUUGGACUAGAGAUGUUAUCGAAGAAAAAACUGACAACACUCCAUCCUCGGGCGAUUAUUUCCUCGCCGUGAUUGCCUUUUCAGGAAUCGUUGGCCGCGUCCUCCGAGGCCUGUAUUGCCCCCGGCGAAGCCAUUUCGCCUCGGGGGACCUGUUGAAUACAAAAGACCUCGAUAGGCAGCUGCUGCAGUGGAAACUAGCACUCCCACGAGUCCUCCGCUUUGAUUUGGGGCAUACAUUUGAGCAGUCGCACAUAUUCAGCAGACAGGCAUGUCCCUACACCUCUUGA